Molecule: messenger RNA, 1993 nt
Organism: Triticum dicoccoides
Lineage: Eukaryota; Viridiplantae; Streptophyta; Magnoliopsida; Poales; Poaceae
Product: exocyst complex component EXO70A1-like
Exons: 12
Coding region: 7-1920 (637 amino acids)
Biological process (GO): exocytosis
Cellular component (GO): exocyst
Molecular function (GO): phosphatidylinositol-4,5-bisphosphate binding
Source: RefSeq, a predicted model, not a curated record
GAGACGAUGGACGCGCUGGCGCAGCGGGUGAGCGCGCUGCGGGCCUCGCUGCAGAGCAGCCAAGGGAACACGGAGGGCAUGGUCGCCAUCCUCGGCUCCUUCGACCAGCGCCUCUCCGAGCUCGAGGCCACCAUACACCCCAUCCAGGUGAGGGCGCACGCGACCCAGAUGGCGCAUGAGAACAUCGACAAGGCGAUCAAGGUCGCCGAUGACAUCCUCGCCCAGGUCGUCAUCGUCCGCGAGGCAGAAGCUACGAUAUUGAGGGGGCCCCAUGUGGAUCUGGAGAGCUACCUGAAGGCUGUGGGUCAUCUGAAAGACGCUGUUGGUUUUUUCUCCUCGAGGGAGAACUUUACGAGUAAAGAACGAUUUCUGAAUGAUGUAAACGCUCUCUUAUCUAAGUCUUCUCUGAUGAUUGAGGAAGAAUUCAAGCGGUUGACGACAACAUACAGCAAACCUAUUGAGGGUGAUCUUAUAUUGGGUUCGCCUCCAAAGCUUCAAUGGGCGUCAGAUGGCGAUGCUGAAGCAGAUGGACGAAAUUCUGCCCACUCCGAGCAUCCAUCCAAAGACUUGGAAACUGCCAUUUGCAGGACUCCAGCACUGAUCCCCUCUAGAAUAUUACCCCUUCUUCAUACUAUAGCUCAGAAAUUGGUUCAGGAUGGAAACCAGCAGUCAUGCUACAAAAUUUACAGAGAUGCUCGUCGUUCGGCAUUAGAACUGAAUCUUCGGAAACUGGGAGUAGAAAGGCUUAGUAAAGAUGAUGUAGAAAGAAUGCAAUCGGAUGCUUUAGAAGCUAAAAUUGGAAAGUGGAGCAAGUAUUUGCAAAUUACAGUGAAGCUCCUUGAUGGAGAACGAAAAAUUUGUGAUGAGGUUUUUGAAGGUAUCAGUUUCAAUAAGGAUCAGUGUUUCAGUGAACUGGCAGGAACUGGAGUUUCUGUUGCUAAAACUCUUCUCAGCUUUGGAGAUGCUGUUGCUAAAAGUAAAAGGUCUCCUGAAAAGUUGUUUGUACUGCUGGAUAUGUAUGAAGUAAUGCAUGAAGUUAGAUCCGAGGUUGAAGUAAUUUUUCAAGACAGUUCUUGCUCUGAGAUGCGUGAGGCUGCAUUGGGCUUGAUGAAGCUCUUGGCACAGACUGCCCACGAAAUGUUUGUUGAUUUUGAGGAAUUAGUUGAGAAUGAUACUUCAAAGACUAACGUCCAUGACGGAACUGUCCAUCCUUUGACUAUCCGUGUGAUCAAUCAUGUUAAAUUCCUUUUUGAUUAUCAGUUAACACUGAAGCUACUACUUCAAGAAUUUGAAACUGGAAGUGAUACUGAAUCCCAACUUGCAGUUGUUUUGACAAAGAUAAUGCAAGCCCUUCAGAACAACUUAGACGGGAAAUCUAACCAGUACAAGGAUCCUGCGCUGAUGAGCAUAUUUCUUGCGAACAACAUUCACUACAUGGUUAGUUCUGUUCGCAGGUCAGAAGCCAAGCAUAUACUUGGUGAUGACUGGAUUCAGAGACAUCGUAGGAUUGUACAGCAACAUGCCAAACAAUACAAAAUGGUUGCAUGGGGAAAGGCUGUUCAGACUCUCUCCAUUCAAGUUGCCAGCAGCAGUGGUACAUCAGCAUCGUCUGAUCUUAGCAGCAGUGGAGUUUCAAGAGCUAUGAUCAAAGAAAGGUUUAAGUCUUUCAAUAUGCAAUUUGAAGAGCUUUGUGCAAAGCAAUCUCUAUGGACCAUACCUGAUCAAGAACUGAGAGAAACUCUGAGGCUUUCUAUAGCUGAAGUUCUCUUGCCAGCCUAUAUGUCCUUCGUUAAACGCUUUGGGAAUCUUGUUGAAAAUGAAAAGAAGCCUCAUAAAUACUUGAAAUACCAGCCAGAUGAGUUGGACCAGUUGCUGGGUGAGUUCUUUGAAGGACAACAAUCUGUUGAACAGAAGAAGUAAGCACCGGGGGGCAGUUAAAAAGGGAAUCCUGCUAGUAGUUCUUGUAGCAAACUUCUGUAAAGAUCUCUACAGA